UUUCUCAUUGUUCUUUAUGCAUAUGGAAAGCAAAAGAGAAAGAGAGUUAAGAAUGGAAGAAGAGUUUCAAGGGAGAGCAGCAGAAUUGCAACUGCAAUACUGCAGUGCAAGGAUCAUGUCCCCGGAAAUCAUCGAAAUUGAAGACGAAAGUAAGACUAUUAUCAGUAGCAGAGACGGUGAUGCAACCGAUGUCUACGUCGCCGUUGGUAAAGAUGAUAUAGAUGUGCUUCAAUGGGCCCUUGAUCAUGCUGUCUCACCUGGUUGUUGUGUAUUUCUUGUCCAUGUUUUUCCUCCUCUCACCUACAUCUCUACACCAGUUGGAAGAUUAGCAAGGAGCCAAUUGAGCCAAGAACAAUUGAGAGUGUAUACCAAUGAAGAAAACAACAGAAGGAGAAAUCUAUUGCAGAAAUACAUCCGCUUAUGCACUGACACCAAGGUGUCAGUGGACGCAUUGCUUCUGGAGAGCAACACAACAGCCAAAGCCAUCCUUCAACUAAUUCCAGUGCUCAAUAUCACCAAUUUGGUCAUAGGGACCAAAAAGCCACUUUCCACAAAGCUACUGGGGAAAAGAAUGGCCAAAGGAGAGUUUGUGAAAAAGAAUGCACCAGAAUUUUGUGAGGUUACCAUUGUUUAUGAAGGCAAGAAAGUGGAUGAGUGUCAACGGGAAAUGGGGUUGCUUCCUUCUUCUGAAGAUUCCGAUUGCCAGCCACGGCGGCGCUCCAGCAAGAACUUGUUCGAGUGGGUUUGCUUGUCGAGCAGGUCGGGUUGCGAAUAACGGGUUGUGUUCUGUUAAUGUAAUGAGCAACACAACAAGUACAGGAUUUCCAUUUUUACUUUAGUUUUUGGUUUGUUUGAGUUUAGCAUUUAGGAUUUACUUAAUCACUAAUGGACCCAAAUGAUGGGUAAAAGUUAAGUUGCUUAUGUGCAUAAAGAGAGACAAUCAACCAACAAUAUAACUUAAUAGCCUAAUGUAAGCUAUUCUUGAGCCAA
Benincasa hispida (wax gourd) is the source of this 990-nucleotide messenger RNA. Its product is annotated as U-box domain-containing protein 36-like. NCBI's taxonomy places the organism in Eukaryota, Viridiplantae, Streptophyta, Magnoliopsida, Cucurbitales, Cucurbitaceae. The record is from RefSeq and is a predicted model, not a curated record.